AAAUUACAAUAUGAGUGGCUAGUCCUAGUGGAGGAGAAAUGAAUGAUUACGCAUAUUGUACAAACAGGGGCCGCGCGGGAAAGCAUUCGAGUUUUGCCUCUUUCUCAGGUCACAGACAGUGCCGGUGUUUGCCUUCAAGUUCAAACUUGAAAGCGCAGUCUCUUUGUGUGUGUGGAGUUUGGGUUUGGCAACUUCAAGUCCAAGUGCGCAAUGUCGAAGUUCGAGUACCCCAGGCUCUCUAGCGCAGACAUUGUAAAUAUACUCGCCGAGUCUCAGAUCAUCUCCAUUUCCGACCACGAUCUCCUCAACCCCAAACCCGAGUUCGUUUCCGACCUCUACGCUCGCAUCUUGAUCUACCUCGACUUCCUUCCCGAGGAAGACCAUGGGCAGGUAGAAUUUGCUGCUUUGGAGCAGUUUGAGAACCCAGAUCUUCACUUGGAUUCUGUGAGGACCAUGAAGUUGUAUAACAGGAUAAAGGAAGUGGUGGCCUCGGUAGACUGCCCUGUGAGAUUUACCCUCAGAGAUCUGAUUAAACCAGAUGCCAAUCGGACUGAAUAUUUUUUAAGCGCACUUCUCAAUUUCUGCCUCCACAAAGAGACAAAAAUGGCACUGCUAACACCAAUUGUUGAUCAACUGACCCUUCUUGAAGAGCAGCGCAAAGGCUGGGAAGAUAAGAUUUCUGAGUUGAAUACAGAGAUUGCAGGGUACAAUGAAGCAAGAGAAAGGGAGUUACCUCUUGUUCAAGAGGUAGAUUCCAAAGUUAAAGAAUUACGUCAAACCAUUGCAAGCCUCAACAAUCAACAGGCCUCGCUCAGAGUCACUCUGCGCAAGUUGAAAGAUAACUCUGUAGAAGUGGAUGAGAAGAUUUCUAGCGCUGAAUUUGUUUUGGUACAAAGUGUCCAAGAGAAUGCAAAUUUACGUUCAAAAAUUGUUCAAUCACCAGAUAGAUUGCAGAGAGCUUUAGAGGAAAAGAAAUCAGCUCGAGAGGAGGCAAAAAAUACAGAAAGAUUGGCAAUGCAAACUUUUCAGGAGAAGACUGCCGUCUUCGAGGUUUACACAAAGGUUUUCAAGAAAAUGGCGAAGCACUUCGGCCAAGUGCAGGCUAUACAAGAACAGGUAAAUUCUGUUAAGUCUGUUGAUAAAGACUUGAAGGUUUUAAAAGCUAAACUAAGUGAUGAGGGAGUGUCGGACAAGACACUUGAAGCUAAAAGGCUGGAGUGGCAGGGAAAAGUAAAUCAUUGGAAUGAGUUAAAAAGACAGUUAGACAAAGAAAAAGAUAUCAAGUGUGAGGAGGCUACUAGAGAAUUUAAUAAUGUGAAGCUGGAGGUGGAAUCCAGGAGGCGUGAACUGGAAGCAAUGCAAAAGAAUGUUGAAGCCAUGGUAGCAGAGGUGGAUGCUUUUACUUCAAAUACUGCAUCGGUGGAAGAAUCUGGAGCAGCUAAACAGGAUGAAUUGAUUCAUAAAUGUGAGGAGAUUAUCAGAGAGUUUCAUGAAUAUGCAAGUAGUAUCAUGGAUAAGCUGAAGCUGCCUGUGAUGGAUGGGGACCGAAAUGUUGAAUAAAGCCCAUAACUUAAUUAUGGUUGUAAUUAGUCAGAAAGUAAAAACACGACACACUGAAGGGUAUGCUCCAGCCUGCUUUUUGUACAUAAAUUAUGGUCUUCAUCUGUCUAAUUCUACUUCCUUAGCGCCAGACUCCUUGACUCUGGUACACCAGUUUAUGUUUGGUGUUAAUGUUUUCCAAAAUCCAUGAAUGUUUCGUUGGAUGGCUGUAACUUAUUUAAAUUCUUAAGGAGUUUGCUUUUUAAAUUUUGUUUUCUUGUGUAGUGCGUUCGGGAUUUGGGAUUACUUUUUAAUCCAUGCUUUCGUAAUAUUUUAUUUUAUCGUUGUCAUGUUAAAAGAACUGAUUCUUAAAAUCUGUAUAUUUGCUAAUUUGUACCGAGUAACACUGUAAAUUCAUUUAUGUGACAUAUCAGUCAAAUUACUUUUUUUU
Ziziphus jujuba (common jujube) is the source of this 1990-nucleotide messenger RNA. Its product is annotated as kinetochore protein NUF2 homolog. Gene Ontology annotation, cellular component: Ndc80 complex; kinetochore. The record is from RefSeq and is a predicted model, not a curated record. Gene Ontology annotation, molecular function: protein-containing complex binding. Gene Ontology annotation, biological process: meiotic chromosome segregation; mitotic spindle organization; attachment of mitotic spindle microtubules to kinetochore. Bases 211 to 1560 code for a protein of 449 amino acids. The transcript has 11 exons. Lineage: Eukaryota; Viridiplantae; Streptophyta; Magnoliopsida; Rosales; Rhamnaceae.